AUGUGCGGCACCGCGCGAGGGGCGGGGUCAAGCACGCCUUAUAUGGAAGUGCAUGAGGCCUUGGAGCAGGUGAGGGCGGAGCUUAAAGUGAUGGGCGGGGCCGUGGGCGAGGCCGGGGCAGCGGUGCUGGAGCUGGAAGAGGCACUGGGGGCGGAGCUUAACGGCCAGGGGGCGGAGCGUCGCCGGGAGGAGCUUCACGCCCUGGGGGCGGAGGCGGCGCAGGAGGGGCUGCGGCGCAGGAGGGAGCGGGCCCAGAUAAGCUCCGCCCACCCGGAGCCGGGGCCAAAGGUGGGACUAACGUCGAAAUUGCCGGGCACUAGGAAAGGGGCGGGGCUACCGGUGGGUGGAGCCAACGGGGGGGGGGUUGCGUCCUCCCCCCAUUCCCCGUUGUUCCAUUGCAGGAAGGGCUACCCCAAAAUCAGCCCUGACCUUGACCCCAACCCUGACCCUGAUGCUCAGCCCCAUAUGAAGACCCUCAUCCAGGACUGCUGGGUGGAUGUGGGGGGACUCUGGGACCUCAUCCACUCCUUGGCCUCCCACCUGUCCCCCCUGAGGCUCCGGCUCCUCCAGCUGCAGGAGGAGAUCCAGCAGCGCCUGGAGGGGGACCCCAAAGCCCAGCAGGCUGCCAGGUUGAUGCUGGAGGCCGCAGGGCUCUCAGGGGCUCGGGAGGCCCUGAUCCAGCAGAUCCAGGAGCUACGGGGCAGCCCCAUGGACUCCCCAGAAGCUGCCCUGGGGCCACUGAGGAGGCAGCUGCAGGAGGGGAAGCAGCGGCUGUCCCGCCGCUGGAUCCAGCUCCGGGCUCUGGCCCCAUCCAAUGAGAAGCUCCGGGCUCAGCUGUGCCCCCUGCAGGCCCAGGCCCGAGGAGCUGUGCGGCUCCCCCCAGGGCUGCAGGGGGAAGGGCAGCGGCUGCAGGAAGCGCUGAGCAUGCUGGGAAAGGAGAGGGUGCCCCUCCCCCCGAGCCCCGCCCACAGCCCACUGCAGCCAAUCAGACGUGCUCUAGGAAUGGCAGAGAGUGAGCCCCCACAGGGGGCGCUGUUGCAGGCGGCAGAGCUGCGGGGGGGGGAGCUGGAACAGCUGCAGGGGGUGAGGUCAGCGCAAGGGGCGGGACCCUGGAACCCCCGCCCACCCCGCGCACCCGCAGAGGGCGUGGCCAUCGCGGAGCUCCUCCCCCAGCUGCAGGCGCUGUCCAUUCGGGUCCAGCAGUACCUCGAGGGCUGGCCCCACCUCCAGGACGUCAUCAGCCAAUGGUGGGAGCAGCCAGCUCAGUGGAUACCGGCCACGCCCCCCAGCAACAUCCCCUUCUCCCAUUGGCUGAAGCGCUGGUCCCAGGCCACCCGUACCCUAAACUUGCACCGCCCCCUCCCCUUAGCGCCGCCCACCACCGACAAGGAAGGGUGUGACCAGAGCAAGCCCCAACCCUGAGCCUCGGUUUCAUCAGAUGCUCCUAUUGGAUGGGGUG
Molecule: messenger RNA, 1459 nt
Organism: Pezoporus flaviventris
Lineage: Eukaryota; Metazoa; Chordata; Aves; Psittaciformes; Psittacidae
Biological process (GO): centrosome cycle; spindle assembly
Cellular component (GO): HAUS complex; centrosome
Source: RefSeq, a predicted model, not a curated record